Molecule: messenger RNA, 3381 nt
Organism: Solanum dulcamara
Lineage: Eukaryota; Viridiplantae; Streptophyta; Magnoliopsida; Solanales; Solanaceae
Product: nuclear poly(A) polymerase 4
Exons: 12
Coding region: 777-2597 (606 amino acids)
Cellular component (GO): nucleus
Molecular function (GO): RNA binding; poly(A) RNA polymerase activity
Source: RefSeq, a predicted model, not a curated record
GCUAAACCCUGCGGCUGCCUUCGGCUUAACCAUCAGAAAAAGAACCCCAAAUCCGCUUAUCUUUUCCAGAUCUCUUCUAUAUACGCUGAAUAUUCCUUCGUUCAAAUUUAGGGCUUUCAUAUUUUAAUACUGAGUUGAAAAUUUCUCACCUUUUUCUUUCGAUUUUGUUUUUAUGGUACAGCAUUUCAUCGGUUCAGUAAUCUGUGAAGUUUAGCAGGCUAAUCUGAAUUCUGGGUACCUAGACUGGUGCUCUGGGGUUUUUCCUUUUCGAUUUUUGUUCAUACAGUUGAAAAAUUCUACUUUUUAAUCUUUUCUGGUUCGGCAUUUUGUUGGUUCUGUGAUCUGUGAAGUUGAGCAGCUUUUAUGCUAAUCUGAAUUCUGGGUAACUCAACUGGUCUUUUUUUGGUGUGUGGGUUUUUUUCCCUUUUCGAUUUUUGUUCAUAGAGUUGAAAAAAUCUCAUUUUUUCCUUUUCUCGUUCCGCAUUUGAUUGGUUCAGUGAUCUGUGAAGUUCAGCUUCUAUGCUAAUUUGAAUUCUGGGUAACUCGACUGGUCUUUUUCUGCUCUGGGUUUUUUCCCUUUUCGAUUUUUCUUCAUACAAAGUCGAAAAAUCAAAAGAUUCUCCCUUUUUUUACUUGAUUUUUUCUUUUCUGGUUCAGCAUUUUAUUGGUUCAAUGAUCUGUGUAGAUUAGCUUUUUCUGAUUGUUCUGGUUUUGCAUUUCAUCUGUUCAACAAACAACAACGUCAACAUACCCCGUGAAAUUCCACUAAGUGUGUGAUGGUGAGUUCCGAGAGCUUAAGUGGGUCUGCUGCACCACCAGCGAAGAAAUAUGGUGUCACAAAGCCAUUAUCUCUUGCUGGACCCACUGAGGCGGAUCUUCAAAGAAAUGCAGAACUAGAAAAGUUUUUGAGGGAAUCAGAAUUGUAUGAGAGCGAGGAAGAGACUUCAAGGAGAGAAGAAGUACUGCAGCGACUUGACGAGAUUGUAAAACAAUGGGUGAAACAAUUGACUCGCCAGAGAGGCUACACAGAUCAAAUGGUUGAGGAUGCAAAUGCUAUCAUAGUCACCUUUGGUUCUUAUCGUCUAGGGGUUCAUGGACCAGGAGCUGACGUUGACACAUUGUGUGUUGGUCCCUCUUAUGUCAAUCGAGAAGAAGAUUUCUUUAUCCUCCUCCAUGAUAUUUUAGCUGAAAUGGAAGAAGUUCGUGAACUUCAACCAGUUCCUGAUGCUCAUGUCCCUGUUAUGAAAUUCAAAUUUCAAGGGAUAUCAAUUGAUCUUCUUUAUGCAAGUAUAACUCUCUUGGUUGUUCCUGAAGAUUUCGAUAUCUCAGACCAAUCUGUACUCUAUAAUGUGGAUGAGCCAACUGUUAGAAGUCUGAAUGGUUGUCGAGUUGCUGAUCAAAUACUGAAACUAGUUCCUAAUGCUAAGCACUUCCGCACAACUCUUAGAUGUCUGAAGUUCUGGGCCAAAAGACGUGGUGUUUAUUCCAAUGUUACUGGAUUUCUUGGUGGGGUGAAUUGGGCUCUUUUGGUUGCUCGCAUUUGCCAGUUCUACCCAAAUGCAAUCCCUAGUAUGCUUGUUUCUAGGUUCUUCCGUGUUUAUACACAAUGGCGUUGGCCAAAUCCUGUGAUGUUAUGCCCAAUAGAAGAGGAUGAACUUGGGUUUCUUGUUUGGGAUCCGCGCAAGAAUCCUAAAGACAGAACUCAUCAUAUGCCAAUUAUCACUCCUGCCUACCCUUGCAUGAACUCUAGCUACAACGUCUCACCAAGCACUCUUCGAGUAAUGAUGGACCAAUUUCAGAUUGGUAACAAGAUUUGUGAGGAUGUGGAGUUGAAUAAAGCACAGUGGCCUGCUCUUUUUGAGCAUUAUUUUUUCUUUGAGGCGUACAAAAACUAUCUCCAGGUUGAGAUCGUAGCAGCAGAUAAUGAUGAUUUGCUAGCUUGGAAAGGCUGGGUGGAAUCCCGGCUUCGACAACUCACUCUAAAGAUAGAGCGGGAUACCAAUGGGACGUUGCAGUGCCAUCCUUAUCCUAAUGAAUUUGUGGACAUGUCGAAGCCAUGCCCACAUUGUGCUUUUUUCAUGGGUUUGCAGAGGCAAAAGGGUGUCAAAGUACAAGAAGGUCAACAGUUUGAUAUACGUGGAACAGUCGAUGAGUUUAAGCAAGAUGUAAGCAUGUACUCUUAUUGGAGACCGGGCAUGGAUAUCUAUGUCUCGCAUGUUCGUAGGAAGCAAAUUCCUGCUUAUGUCUUUCCUGAUGGAUAUAAGAGACCACGUCAAUCUAGAAAUACAACUCAGCAUACUCCUGAAAAAGAUGCCAAAGGGUGCAUGUCUCCUGAAGAAAGGCAUUCAAAGAGGAAGCAGGAAAUCGAUACAGUUGAUGUACAGUCUGAAAAACUGCCAAAACGCUCGUCUAUUAGUCCUCAAGAUAUAGGAUCUGUUUCUCCUGCAAGUGUUUCUAGUUGGUCAGGUGGAUCAUCACAGAUGAUCGUUCCUGAGGAGUCGCUCCAGGAGGUUAAGACUGCUGGCCUUCAGAACAGAAGUUCUGAUGAUAAAUCAAUAGGGGAUAUUGGUGAGCAGAAACCAUGCCUUUCUGAGUGAAGUGAAAAUUCCAGCGUGAUAGUUUAGAUAUCACCACGAUAAGGAAUUUGUUGGGAGUUGUAAAAGAAGGUUUUCUCGACCAGUCCAACAUAACAUUCUUCCGUAGCCAGGAGGCUCUUAGUACUUGUGAACAAUUUUCUAGAGGUGCCCCAGCUUCGCAGGUUAUGCAGGAUGACAAAAAAGGUGGAGGAUGAUGAUGAGCAGCUCGAUGGACCAGGUAUACAAACUUGAGGUGGGUGGUAUAUGAAGGAGUUGAAACGUGCUUGCAUUCCAAAAUUCAAAGCCUCUUGAGGAGUCUCUGUGAGUUUUCACUCACUUAUAGUGGCCGAUGACAGUGAGAGACUUGAAGCUAUGAGUCGUUGCAGGAUGAUACAAGCUUCACAGACCAGAUUUCAGUUGUGGGGAAUGGAUGUAGAAAAGAUAAUCGGAUAGUGCAUGUACUACACUUCAAAUCCAACAACAGGGGUUAAUGUCAGCACAACAUCCAAAGGCAGCAGCAACUCCAUCAAAUUAGCAAAAUCAAGAUUUUUUCCCCAGACACCAAAAAAUCAACAACAGCAAGAGAGCGUAGAACUAAAAAGCAGCACCAGAAUUUGCUAAGACUGAAGUGACCAAUUAAAGCAGCAUAGCUAUUGAGGUGACAAGUUUCAAAAUUUGAAUGAAAAGACUGAAUUUGUAAAGGCCACAUUAGCACUUUGUUUGGAAGGUUGUUUCAUAAUGUGUUUUAUUGUAUUGUAUUGUUUUGAUGAAUAUAAUAUUUGGCGAAAUUGUCUAAUUUUACGUU